Lates calcarifer (barramundi perch) is the source of this 4466-nucleotide messenger RNA. It is a transcript of the gene amigo1, whose product is annotated as adhesion molecule with Ig-like domain 1. The record is from RefSeq and is a predicted model, not a curated record. Lineage: Eukaryota; Metazoa; Chordata; Actinopteri; Centropomidae. The transcript has 2 exons. Gene Ontology annotation, biological process: brain development. The coding region runs from base 714 to 2252 and encodes 512 amino acids. Gene Ontology annotation, molecular function: protein binding.
CUGCCGAGAAACACGUCAACCACCACCACUACUACUGCAGCAGCAGCAGCAGCAGCAACAGUACUGCACGGAGACAGCAGCAGGCCAUACGAGGAGCCACAGGGAGGCGUGUCAGCUACAGACUGCUCAUUCUUAAUUAUCUCCGUGGCUGCUGAUGAGACCCGACGGGAGCCGGACCUGCUCAAAAUGCGCCAAUUAUCUGCAAUAGACGGGCGUGCGGCCGCGCGUGCACACAGCAAUAUGUUCCGCUGAAAUCAAAGAGAGCUGAUUAAUACAGUCGCUCAUCGGUGAUUGUCAGUAGUUAAAAGUGCGCGUGUUGUCUGCUCUUUACGUAAUCUUUCCUCUCUCUCUCUCUCUCUUUGCGUAAUUUUGCACCGGGGGUAUUGGAUGCCGCGUGGACCGGGAUUAUUUUGGCGAGGAUAUCUCUAGUGCUCUCCCUCCUCCUCCUUUGCAUCCGUUGUUGUCCUCAACAGCAGCAGCAGACACAGACUCAGCUAGACGGGGACUAUCCGUAUGCAGCAGCAGCAGCAGCAGCAGCACUGUAAACAGACGAGGAUCUGUGUGUGUGUUUUUUAAAUGAAAGCCAACGUCGCUGCAUCGCGGGGUGAAGCCUUCAGUCAACAAUGUCUGGAAGUCCUCCAGCUGCUCUUCCAUGUUGUUUUCUGAGGAUGGGAUCGUAGUAAACCCCUCUGGGCUUUAGAUCAACUGCUAGCAUGUUGCAGCCUUCCACCAGAGCAGGUGACAGCCUGUUGGAAACAUUACCUCACUGGAGUAAGCGUCCGAGAUGGGCCCUCUUCCUCACCCUCUACGUGGCUCUCCUCUGGCUUCCAGGGGCAGUGGGAUCUGCCCUAAACUGCCACAAGACGUGCAUCUGCGCCUCAAACAUAGUGAGCUGCUCCAAGAUGAAUCUGUCCACUGUCCCGACUGGUAUACCCAACUACACUGCCGUGCUGGAUCUCAGCUAUAAUGAGAUCGUACGGCUGCGUUCUGAGUGGACCCCAGUCAAGCUCCCGAAGCUCCAUAACCUACUCCUCAGCCACAAUGAUCUCCACUUCCUGUCUUCAGAGGCGUUCAUAAAUGUGAGGUACCUGCGCUACUUGGACCUGUCCUCCAACAAACUGCAGCAGCUGGAUGAGUUCAUCUUUGAGCCUUUGGUCAACCUGGAGGUCCUCUUGCUGUACCAUAACCAAAUUUCACAGAUUGACCGCUCAGCCUUUGUCGGCAUGAUCAACCUUCAGAAGCUCUACCUUAGUCAGAACCAAAUCUCCCGCUUCCCUGCGGAGCUGGUCAGGGAAAAGUCCCGCCUGGAGAAACUCAGCCUCCUGGAUGUGUCCUCCAACAAGAUUAAGAUGUUGCCCAUUGAUGACCUCCAGGUGCUGCCUGCUUGGAUUAAAAAUGGCCUCUAUUUCCACAAUAACCCUCUGCUGUGUCACUGUGAUCUCUACACACUCCUGGCCCACUGGUACAUUCGAAAACUCAACUCUGCGGUGGACUUCAAAGAUGACUAUACGUGUAUUCUACCUGGCCCACAAAAAACGAAAGUAGGUGUUUUUGAGCUCAGUGGUGACAAUAUGAAUUGCAGCACAUUCAAGGAGGCAGAUGAAGAGGCCUUUCUGGAGCAGACACUCACCCUGGGGUGUGACACCAAACACAGGAACAUGUUAAAGACCUGGACGAUGCCUGGUAACGUGCCGGUGAUACCUGGAAGCAACCAGACAGCCAAAGUCUUGCCAGAUGGAAGUCUGCAGAUCAGUCCGGUGAGGUCUGAGGACUCUGGAACCUACACUUGCUUUGCCACAAGCGAGGCCUUCAAUGAGACGAUCUAUGUGGUGCUGAAGGUUCACAACUUCACCAUGCAUGGGAGCGGAGACACCCUAAACACAGCAUACACCACCCUGGUGGGCUGCCUGGCCAGUGUGGUGCUGGUGCUCAUGUAUCUUUACCUGACACCGUGUCGCUGUUUCUGCUGCCCUAACAAGGGUAAGGCCCGGGGCGAGGACAGUAUCCACUCCUCCAUGCUCAGCGUAACACCGACCCAUGAAGACCCAGCGCUUAAGGCUGAGCUGAACAGACACGUGGCAUUCAUAGACUCGAAGGACUUGCAGGGCCAGAACGGCAAGCUGAACCCCAAUGGGGAUGAGGAUGACGAUGAUCUGGAUGCAGAGGCUGGUUCUCUUAUGAAGGGCAAGAGGAAGAAGUCAGUAGCAGAGUCCAUUAGCUCCGUCUUUUCAGACACUCCCAUGGUGGUCUGAGAUGAAACAACAGAUGCCUCAUGAGUGGAUGUACGCGUAUACGGUACAACGUGAGCCAUGUAUUAGUUAAUGUAAACUGUGACUGUGACCUUGUGGGAGAAAACGAAGGAAGAAUGUUCAUCUGUAGUUGCGGUCAAGCAGAAACGAGGAUUUCAAAGGGAGUAAAAAACAAACUGCCUUGUUGUUGACAAGGACAAUAAGCAGGACUUUUCCAGCAUUUUAAUCUGUAGCACUAAAUAUUCAUACUGUGAAGGAAUGGCAGUGUGCACGGACAGUGGGAACUACUGAAGUCUUAGGAGAAUAAAAGGUAGAUAUAUUGUUGAUAUCAGCACUCAGGAAGUGAUAAAUUAAAUUGCUAAAGUGUGGGAAAUACAUAUGAUAUAAUGCACAGAUGGAAAUUAGAUUUGAAAAAACAAAAUAGUUCACAUAUAUAUUGAAACCAUGGCUGGCUCAUAAUUAUAUUUAUUACGAGGACUAGAAUAGAAUAUAGAAUGCAUCUUAAGUAAACAUUAGAGCAUAGAUUCAUUUACCCCUUCUCUAUCAACACAGGGACAGAGGCUUAGAUAGAUAGACCGCUGUCACCAGGCUAUGAAUACAUGUAUCAUUAACCUUGAGACUAUAGAGAAACAGCAUGCCAUGAACCCACAUUAUAUGAGACUGAUCAUCAGUGGGAUAAAAUAAAUGAGGAUUCAUCAAACGUUAAGUCAUUUAUAUUGAGAAAGCGGUGGCACAGACUUAAUAUUACGAGGCCAUCGCAGGUCAUUUUCAUCCAAAUUCAUAGCUGAUACUUAGUUGCAGUCAGAUAUAAUUCAUCAGACUGAUUCUUAAUCGUAUUUAUAGUCAUAUGUAUAGCAAUAUAGGGGGGAGCUGUUUUUUCCUUUGCUAUGAUGAGGGAUCAAUUUACAUACAUAUAUGUAUUGUGUAUCAAAAUAAUUGCCUCUUAGAUACUGCUCAUCUACAGUAUAACACAAAAUAAACCUCUGAGGCCUUACACAAUUUAAAAAAACAUGGAAUAUCUCCAGCAGAUACACAUUCGGUGCAGGGACGUAUUUUGUCUUGACUGAUUAUCAAUAUAUUAUCUCUAUUCUGUACACAGACAGGUACCAAGGUCCUUACAAGGACAAAUAGGCUUCUGUUUGUUGUCCACUGAGGUGCCACUUUAUUGCAGAGUUUAACACCUCCUUUUGGCCGAGUUCUAGCAUUUGUUUCUCUCCGUCACACUAGAAGGAAGUUAAAUGCCCAGCCAGUGCUAAAAGCUGCCAGCUUUAGUUCAUUUUAUUCUUUCCUGUGUGUAAAAUGUGCACCUUACACAAAAUCCUGAUAUAUUUUAAUGUACAUUGCUCAAAAAACAAACAAACAAAAAAAUAUGAACCUUGGUGUAGUCAUUCAUUACGUCAUGAGUUAUGUCGUAGAUUCAAAGAAUUUGCAUUUUGCUGAGAUGGACAAAUCCCAGUGUCACACUGAUGAAAAAUGUAGCUGUUUUGCCCCGUGGUUGGUAAAAAAUGCUGUACGUCGAAUUAGCAGGUAAACAUUAGAGCCUGCCACAUAACAAAACCAACAGGGUUUCUUCUGAAGAGUAAGCUUAUGAAUAAUAUUGAUGAAGCUGUAAAUUAUUUUGACAGGAGAGAGCUGAUUUUACUGUUUGUAGCUGCUGACAGGAAACCUCUGACAAACAGGACUCUUUGGUUUCAUCCUUUAGAGCGUCCUGUCGUCUAAACAAUUAUUAAUGAAUCUAUUUUGAAUUGAAUUUACCAGACACAUUGUAUGCCGUGCAUAUUUCAUUAACAAGAUUUAAAACUGGAGCCUGCGUCUUGGCAUAAACAAGAGCGAGCGAUCUCAUUUAAAUAGUGCUGCGUUCGUGUCACAGUACAACAAGACUAGCCCAGCGUAGAUGCUAAUUGCAUCUUUUGAUGGGAUGCAGCUUCCCUCUGCUUUCCAUGUCUUUGUCUCUCUGAGCAUGAGAGGAUAGGUGUGUUAUCAUGAGUCACAGCAACACAAAGCCAUUCUCUCUGGCUCCCUGUACACUGACCGCCUCAAUUCAGCCCAGAUGUGUUUGCUUUGUUUGUGUACCUCUGUCAUUACGAAGCUGCCCUCAGUUAGGUUCAAAAGCAAUCAUUCAACCAGGCAAUGAAUGUGAUGCCCUUUAAGUAGUCCGUAAUUUGUUUAUGAGGGAACCGCCUGGAGCUUUCAUUGAACAUUUGCUCUCCCCCUGAG